Molecule: messenger RNA, 2056 nt
Organism: Monodelphis domestica (gray short-tailed opossum)
Lineage: Eukaryota; Metazoa; Chordata; Mammalia; Didelphimorphia; Didelphidae
Gene: PIGC
Product: phosphatidylinositol glycan anchor biosynthesis class C
Biological process (GO): GPI anchor biosynthetic process
Cellular component (GO): membrane; glycosylphosphatidylinositol-N-acetylglucosaminyltransferase (GPI-GnT) complex
Source: RefSeq, a predicted model, not a curated record
CGAGGGGGUGCCAGAGGGCAGCAUCUCCACGGUCCCCGCUCGGAGGCUGCGUAGUGGGAGCUUGGGCCGUCCCAGGAAGAACUCCGGAAGACGUGGCCUAGGCCGAGAUCGAGGGGAGGAGCCUCCGCCAGGCCUACAGAAGUUUGAUUGACCUUACUCAUCUAAUGAGCCAAGGACAGUGACUAGAAAAUCACUGGUGCAGAAGAACAUGGAGGUCCCAGAGAGGGUCUGUCUUACAGCCUUCUGAAGAACUAACACUUCUGGGGCAUGUGGCCAAUGGACAAGAGUUAAAUUCCAGCUUUUUUGGGUGAGAUGAGCAUGUGUUCAGCCAUGGCCAACAGCAGGGUAGUGGGGUGGCAGAAGGUGCUAUAUGAGCGUCAGCCUUUCCCUGAUAACUAUGUGGAUCAGAGGUUCCUGGAAGAGCUCCGCAAGAAUGUCUCUGCCCGGAAAUACCAAUACUGGUCUGUGGUCUUUGAGUCUGGGGUGGUGAUACAGCAACUCUGUAGCGUCUGUGUCUUUUUGGUCAUCUGGUGGUAUAUGGAUGAAGGUCUGCUAGCUCCACAGUGGCUCUUCGGGACUGGAUUGGCUUCCUCCCUCGUUGGCUAUGUCUUGUUCGACCUCAUCGAUGGAGGGACUGGACGGAAGAAGAGUGGGCGCACAAGGUGGGCUGACCUCAAGAGUGCCCUGGUCUUUAUCACCUUCACUUAUGGCUUUUCCCCAGUGUUGAAGACACUGACGGAAUCUGUCAGCACUGACACCAUCUAUGCCAUGUCUGUCUUCAUGCUUUUGGGUCACUUGAUCUUCUUUGACUACGGUGCCAAUGCUGCUAUCGUGUCCAGUACCCUCUCCCUGAACAUGGCCAUCUUUGCCUCUGUCUGCCUGGCUUCCCGCCUACCUCGAUCCCUUCAUGCCUUCAUCAUGGUGACGUUCGCCAUCCAGAUCUUUGCCCUUUGGCCAAUGCUGCAGAAGAAACUGAAGGCCUGUACUCCAUGCAGCUACGUGGGGGUCACACUGCUCUUUGCUCUCUCUGCUCUGGUGGGGCUGCUGACCAUUAGUGGCGUGGGGGCCAUACUCUUUGCGCUGCUGCUACUCUCCAUCUCUUGCCUCUGUCCUUACUAUCUUAUCCGCCUGCAGCUUUUCAAAGAGAACAUUCACGGGCCUUGGGAUGAAGCUGAAAUCAAAGAAGACCUAUCCAGGUUCCUUACCUAGUCUAGGGAGUACAGGGAGCACCCACAUUUUAUUAUUAAAAGAUUAGUUGCCUCCCCCUUCCCUCCAACCAAAGCAGGAAGAAGGUCUCUCUUAGAAGGCUGCAGGUUGGAAGAUAUCUGUGAGAAGAAUGAAGUGGCCAUGGUUGGUGAUAAGCCCUAUCUCCCCGCCCGGCAGGGGGAGUUCUGGUAGCCUCUCCUCCAGACUCUGAGCCUUUCCUCUAAUAGUGCCAGCUAGCUGUAGGGGCAUGGAAUCUGGGCAGCCAGGCUUAUCCCAACUUUUCAGUGUGGGUCAUAUUUGCCAACUUAGUAAAGUUAAAACUUCUCUACAUCCCAGAAUUUCCAUAACUUUUCACCACCCUGCCUUUCCGACGAUAAUUUAUGCUAUUCUUUUCUGCUCUAUCUUUCCUGGACUACUUUCUCAAGAAGCUGCUGUGGGAGAUUUCAGCACCUCCCUAUCUCCGUUCUCCAUUUCCAUUGCUGGAGGUGUACCUUUACAAAGAACCUGGUUCUUGGAGUGAGUUUUCCUCAUCUGGUGAAUCCCCAGGCAUCAAUUGACCUCUAACCCAAAUACUACCUAUUAAUUCCAUGGAGACUUCCCUGAUACCUCUUAUUGGUAAUAACCUUCCUGGGGCUUCUUAGAGCAGCCUGUGUUGUAUACUCAUUGUUGUUGUCUAAUAGCCCCCUUCUAGACUGUGAGCCCCAUGAGGGCAAGGACUGUAUGCUAUCUGAAAUUUGUAUCUCUCAGCACCUAUCACAGAGCUCUGCACACAGGGAAAAAUCAGUGUUUAUUAAAUUAAUGAAUAGAAAAGAGAAAGAUGGCUGGCAAAAAUACAACAUUUUGUCUUUAA